GACAGUAACGCCUGUCUGUGAUUUUGCGCCAAACUUCAAACCCAAAUGUAAGCGUACUAAAUCGACGUACGGGAAUAAAUAGCUUCUGCAGUAUUUUUUUUCUUUUUGAUGCCCAGCUGCGACCGAUCAGAACUGGUUAUGAACUGCUUGAUCUGCUAGAGCGGUAAGCUCUAUCACGAGCUUACGGGCACACAAUCCCCACCGUUACGAUAGCCGUGUUCUUCGCGCCGGCGAGUUCUUUUCACAUAUAUUUUUUUUCUCAUUUUACCCUUCCUCAUUUCUUUAGAGAUGCACCAUUGAUGCCCCACUGCUGACAAUCUAUCUGCUUCGUUCACCGUUUCAUUUCUCUUUACCGAUUAAGUAUUGUUCUCGGCGUGCUGAUUCCUUUUUCGCCAGCGCCACCACCAUCGCCAACAGCAGCACCUCCUCUCCUUUCUUCUCUCCUCGUCCUCCUCCUCCUCCGUUGGGGCGCCGGGCCGGGCUCGCACGAUGGACGCGACCGUCGACUACGGGCCGCAGCAGCCACGGCCGGCCGCCCACAGGCCGCGUGAUCGCCCCGGCAAGCGGCGGGACCACCACGCCAAGCUGCGGCGAUUGGAAGAGGUGCCGGCGUUCCUGCGCCCGAACCCGUUCAUUCGCAGGGGCUACCGCGUGCUCUACACCCCUCGGCAGUGCCUGCGAAGCGUCUUCCAGUGGAACAACGAGACGCUCAACAUCUGGACGCACCUCGGCGGAAUCUUCCUGUUCGGCGCCAUGCUCGUCCGCGACGUCCGGUACCGGCUUCCCGCGGUCAGGGCGAACCUCGUCGACUCCGUCGUCGUGGUGGCCGUCGUGUGUGCCUACAUCACGACGCUGUCGCUCUCUGUGCUGUACCACACGUUCAGCUGCCAGUCCAAGGAGGCCUACUACAAGCUGCUGCGUUACGACUUCGCCGGCGUCGGUCUCAGCCUCGGCUCCACCGUUUCAUCCGGCGUCAUCCUGGCGUUCCAGCAGCACGCCUUCUUCAUGUACCUGUACGUGUCGCUCGAGACGCUCCUGCUGGUGUUCAUCGUCGCCACGCAGCACUCCGACAACAGCAAGGUCCUCUGCAGCCUGGUCGUGUUCGGGCUGGUGCCCACCUUCCACUGGCUCUACCUGGCGCCGCCUUACAUGCCGCAGAUUCUGCCUCGCGUCGCGCUGAUCUUUGUGUACGCGGCCAUCUCGUACGUCGUGCUCGAGGGACGCUUUCCCGAGCGAAUGUGGCCCGGCCGCUGCGACUACGUGGGAGCCAGCCACCAGAUCUGGCACUUGCUGGUCCUCCUCAUGACCUACUGGUGGCACGAGACGGCGUUCGAAUUUGUGCGGUGCAAGAACGGCUUGUGCUGACCGAGUGUGCAUGAACGGUUGUUCAAAGCGUGCCACUCGUCCACUGACGUCCCUAUCGGUUUCAUUUGUGUGUAACGAACGAUUCUGGUGCGAUCGGCGACGUGGGAAGGUCUAUCUAGGCCAGCCGUUAGGCACCACGUCUAUUGCGUCUCUUUUUUUUUUUUUCCGUCCAAACUGUUCUAGCAUAUAUCAUACCUCUGUGGCUGCGCGACGAACACGGGACGGGCAAAAAUUACGAAAUUCGAAAAUUUUAUCUCACGAAACUCGCACUGAUAUAGGUAGUAAAGAAAAAAAAUUGCUCUCUGCUUGGUCGGGUCGCCCGAUGUUGUUAUGGCGUCCAAAAUGAUACUCGCUUUCACGAUAACGUAUCAGCUGCCGUUAAGAACGGCGGCUAUUCAUAGUUCCUUCUCAAACUACGCUAAAGAACGUCUACGCAUUCAAUGCGGAAUACGUGCAGCUGCUCAGUAACAGCUGUUCACGACCGCAGCGCUUAGAGAAAAAGAAAGUAACCGCAAUGAAUGAAGCAACAUGGCCAAGAGAUCCUUCGGCUUGAAAGAACGGCACGUGAAUAAAAGAAGUAAAAGCGAUAUGAAAAGGGCUGUCGAGGAAGUGCUACCGAAACUAUGUACAAAGGCACAGCCGUCACGCGUGUAUUUUCGCAAUCGAAAGGUAUCAGAGUUCCAUGAAAAACGGCUAUAGAGUCUUCGCUUUUAGGAAACAGCAAUAGAUCUGACGGGCGAAACCUAAGGAGGAACCCAAAUUUUCUACGAUGAAUGCGUUUAUACGAGCACUAGGCAACACGUUUGUCUUUCACAAUGAGGCGAUAAUCUAUGAGAAGUGGUCAUUAAUUUACAUUCAUUUCAUC
This is a messenger RNA of Dermacentor andersoni, 2230 nucleotides long. Its product is annotated as progestin and adipoQ receptor family member 3-like. The record is from RefSeq and is a predicted model, not a curated record. Gene Ontology annotation, molecular function: signaling receptor activity. Gene Ontology annotation, cellular component: membrane. Lineage: Eukaryota; Metazoa; Arthropoda; Arachnida; Ixodida; Ixodidae.